GUAAACAAAAUGGGUUCGGACUACAUUUCCAAGAGUUCAACGCAGGCACACAAUUUGAAAAGGCUCGUUGAUCGUCAUUCUGUGGUUUGAACAGAACAGCUUUGUAUGGUCAGCAUGAGAUCAAGUGGUGCAGCUGUUUUCACAAGACAGAAUCCUUUUCCUCGUGACCCCCCUUUGCCCAAGAGCCACUACAGCCCAACUAGAUCCAGAAAAAUCCCAAAGCAGCAAAAAAGGCUGGCAUUGAGUCCUGUCCGGUUUACUCCGAAACCCAUUUCUCCAGAACGUCACACGUUUCCUCUGAAAAAAGAGGACCCGGUCUUUCAUGAAGGAUCACACAGUGUACUCCUCUGUCCUCCAACAUCUGAUGAAUGCUUCUCAGAGUCUUGGCCUUCUACUGACCUGAGUCAUUCUACAUCCAGCAGUACAUCUUCUCCCUGCUCAGAAGCACAGAUGUAUACCACGAAAAACGUGGUUGCUAGAGAAACAACUGUGGCGAAAGAGCCCUCUGUGCUUGCAAAGUACAUUGAGCGUUUCCGUUACGGAAAGCCACAGAGUCGAGAGGAUCGUCUGCGUGAGGCUGCAGAGGAAGAGGACGGCGGAUUUUGGUGGAUGUCCACAUCCCCUCCAUCCAGUUCAACACCGACUCAAGCAUCAGAUAAACAUGCCAGAGAGUCCACUGGCCUCAAUGGUGCUCUGAGCACCCACAGACCCAUCUCAAAAUCUCAUGUCAGAGACAUGGAUGACCUCAGCAUGCUGACGUUGUCAGAGUUGUCCCACUGUGACCCAGAAGAACCAGAAGAGAUCUUGCAGCUACAGGAGCGGGCCAACCGUUUGCUUCAGAAGAGUGAGCAUUCUCUCGGCAGCGGUUCAAUGCCUAUCAGCUCUGAGGGUUUGGGUUGCUCUGAUUUCUCCUCCCCUGUCAGCGUAGAUGAGCCCAUCCGAAAACCAGCUGUGCCCACUUUAAUGGCCUCAACAAACUUGAUUUUAGACCCCAGUUUUUCCGAAGGACCGUCUUUUCACACACCUGCUGUUGGUUCUGUGGGGUCUGGGGUCCGACGUGAAGAUGACAUUCUGUUUCAGUGGCGUCUGAGGAGGAAGAUGGAACAGGCCAGGCAAUCAUGUCACGAGGCCUCUUCCCACAAUUCUCUUCUCCAUGUUCAUAUGGCACAAACUGUGGGACCAAACCAGGCACAUCACAGCCAUUUAAGCAACAUGCCUCUUCAGAAAUCACAUCUUGCAUUUACACCAGUUACCCUCGCCAGCCUCGAUCCUCCAACCCCGGAGCCAGCGCUACCUAUUUCAAGCCCCAGUGUCUCCAGACUCCAACCUGAUGCCACCAUCCGUCCUCAGGAGCAACCUAACCCCAAAAUCAAACCGGAUACCCUUCACCAUAGCUUAAGGGAGAAAAAUAAGAUAGAAGCCACUUCUGUCCCACCAAGACAUCACAGACAAAUCGGAACACAGGUCAACAUCGCAGAGACUAAAGAGGAGCACCACAGAAGGCAAAAAUCCUCAUCCCCAUCUCCACAGACUUCUGAGAGCACAGAGGGGUGGUGGCCAGAUACUCAGGGGAAGAAAGCCUCGACAGUAAAGGGGAAGACUGAGAGGCGUGAGAAGAGUGCACCGCCAAGUCGGAAGAAAAAUUCUGAACGUGUUGGCAGUCCAGUUAGGGCCCGUCGGGCUAAAGGUCAUGAAGGGGUCAGUCGCAAAGCUAGGGAGGUGAGUGGAAAAAGCAGCUUUCAGGAAGAGGGUCAAAGGUCGAAACAAAGAGGACGAUCUGGAGAUCUGGAGCCAUCCUCACCGAUACACAAUGCUCUGGGACAGGUUGUCUCUGAGGUGCUUUUUUUGGGCGUUGAUUCCCCGACCCAGUGCAAAACUCCAAGUUCAUCAGUUUCCUCAGCAUUUACCCCGCCUCCACCCCAACAAUCCCCUGUCACCCCUCCAACUGACGUGCAGCGACCAUUUGAGGUCAUAGAUCAACUUAUGCAGGAUGCAGAAGACUCGGAUGGAACAGAGUUUGAAGAUGAUCCCUUAUUGCAAGUCCUCAGACGACAAAGAAAAUGGGUGAAGGAACAACUCUGUGAGGUUGACAUGAUGCUUGAGCGGUUUCUUCCACUGACUGCUCCAACAAGCACAUGAUUUAUAUAUGAAAGCAGUGUUUCAAAUAUGUUAUCAUGUUAUUAUUUAUUUGUGUU
This is a messenger RNA of Triplophysa rosa, 2195 nucleotides long. It is a transcript of the gene proser3, whose product is annotated as proline and serine rich 3. The coding region runs from base 106 to 2139 and encodes 677 amino acids. The record is from RefSeq and is a predicted model, not a curated record. NCBI's taxonomy places the organism in Eukaryota, Metazoa, Chordata, Actinopteri, Cypriniformes, Nemacheilidae. The transcript is spliced from 14 exons.